AUGGCAACCAAUAAUCAAAUCACCCGCUAUCAGAAUCCUCAGCCUGACGACCAGAACCAGUACGGUGCCCAGAACCAAUACGAUGAUGCCUCGGCCUCGCAAAAUCUUGUGUCCUACUACUCUACUCCAUAUCCACAUCAAUACCAAACUGAUCGACCAGAUAGCCAAUAUGGACAACUAGCACCACAAAAUCCUGAAACUUUCCAACAUGCUCGCCCAAAUCAAUCACGAUACCAAAGCCCGCCGCCAGAGCGCAACGAAUAUGCUGAUGAUAGAACAACAUCUUCCCGGCGUGCUCAUGAUGACCAUGGAAGACCUCGCCGCCCAUGGGAAAAACAAGACAGGGCAAGCGAUACACAGAGGGUGCUGGAAAAAGGAGCUGGAAAUAUAGUUCCAAAGACAAAGAAACGAAAAAUUCUCAAAACAGAAAGAGAAAGAGAAACUAAACAUUAUGAACGGCAGCAGGAAGAAAGUGGUGAAGCGCCGGUUGAUAGACAGGGGAGAUCACGUGGAGAUGUUGAUGAUGGAAAUCAUUGCGGAGAGGAAGAACGAGCUGGAAGAGUUCACUGGGGAUAG
Messenger RNA from Sclerotinia sclerotiorum 1980 UF-70, 576 nucleotides. RefSeq lists its product with no specific name. The record is from RefSeq and is a predicted model, not a curated record. Lineage: Eukaryota; Fungi; Ascomycota; Leotiomycetes; Helotiales; Sclerotiniaceae. Bases 1 to 576 code for a protein of 191 amino acids. The transcript has a single exon.